This is a messenger RNA of Fraxinus pennsylvanica, 330 nucleotides long. NCBI's taxonomy places the organism in Eukaryota, Viridiplantae, Streptophyta, Magnoliopsida, Lamiales, Oleaceae. The record is from the annotation of a GenBank genome assembly.
AUGGAGGUGGAAUUGAUGGGUCGAAGGUGGUGGAAAAGGGGCAGGAAGGAGUCAACAUGGUGGUCAACUUCGAGAAGUCGAGGAGAGGCUGCUUUCAAAUUCGAGAGGAAGGUGGGGAGAUUUUUCUCUUCGUGUGUGAACUGCCUCAAAGACCAUCUAUAUAUCACAAGCCAUGGCUUCCAUUUUGCCGUUUCUUAUAGUAAAGAGAAGGUGAAGGACUCAAUAAUUCAAUCGUACAAGAGACAUAUCAAUGGUUUUGCUGUUGUUCUUGAAGAGGAAGAUGCAUCAGAAAUAGCAAGGGAGCAAUUUGUGGAUGAAUGGCAGUUUUAG